AUGAAGAACCACCCAUGCGACGACCAUGAGACUGAUGAGGAAGAACCAGAAAUGACGCCGGAAUCGACUGCUGAACAAGACCUUCGUUUGGCGGAGUUUCGAGCACGGUGUGCGAGGAUGCGAGAGAAUACGGAGCGCGAGCUUGCGAGACUCGCUCAGCACCGUGCAGACGUCCGGGUGCAGAUCGGAAUCACGUCGGCGACCAUGGAGCAGUGGAAGCUGGAGCAUCAGCAAAUGCUGCGGGGCUCACAGCAGUGA
Molecule: messenger RNA, 258 nt
Organism: Phytophthora nicotianae INRA-310
Lineage: Eukaryota; Oomycota; Peronosporomycetes; Peronosporales; Peronosporaceae
Exons: 4
Coding region: 1-258 (85 amino acids)
Source: RefSeq, a predicted model, not a curated record